CCCUCCUGAACAUGGUAGUUUUCAUGGAGAUGGCUAGUAUUUCAAAACCUACCAAAUGGUUCUCAGUUUUCAUGGAGAUGGCUAGUAUUUCAAAGCCUACCAAAUGGUUCUCCAACAAGGGUUUAAGGUUAAGCCAUCCUCGUCUUCGUUCAAAAUCCAAAUCAUCAAGCUCCUUGCCGCCAUCACCAACUGUCCCUGCACCAACACAACUUAAUAGCACUAAAGAAAAAGAGCUUCAAGAAGUCUUUCGAAGGUUUGAUAGUAAUGGGGAUGGUAAGAUUUCAAGUGAAGAACUCAGUGCUUAUUUCGCGUCCGUUGGCGACAACAUAUCAAGAGAGGAAGCUCAAAGGGUUAUCAAAGAUUUUGACAACAAUGGGGACAAAAUGUUGGAAUUCAAGGACUUUGUCAAGUUGAUGGAAGGAGAUAACGAGGGUGAUGAUGAUGUUAAAAGAGCGUUCGAGAUGUACGAAGUUGACAAAGGUUGUGGGUGCAUCACGCCAGUGGGAUUACAGCAGAUGCUUAAUCGUCUAGGUGAUGUGAAAUCGUUUGAAGAGUCCGUUGCCAUGAUUCAGGUGUUUGAUCUCGAUGGCAAUGGAGUGCUUGACUUCCAUGAAUUUCAACAAAUGAUGAGAGGUGAGCCAUAGAAAAUAGCAGCCUAAGCAAAGUCUAAUUUCCCAGGGAGCCAGGGGCUCCGUAAUUAAAUGUAUAUAUGUAC
Messenger RNA from Durio zibethinus, 715 nucleotides. The record is from RefSeq and is a predicted model, not a curated record. Lineage: Eukaryota; Viridiplantae; Streptophyta; Magnoliopsida; Malvales; Malvaceae.